AUGUUGAAGUCACUGGCCUUUGUGGCCGCCCUUCUGGGUGCCGUCACGGCCUCGCCAACAAUGGCCCGCCACGGAGAUCGAUCACUCGAGCCACGAGCGAGCACAUCCUUCUGGUAUGCUGCCAUGGACCACACUGGCCAGUACAGGGGCUAUGCUCCUCACACGACGAGCCCCAGCUCGUACAACGUCUUUGUUGCUGUAAAUGCCGGCGAUGGGGGUUCUCUUCAGCGUGCCAUCGACUCGGCCUCCAGCGGCAACCGACAGAACGAAUGGCUGGCAUCUCAGCCUCGAGUUGUGUAUAUCCCUCCCGGAACUUAUACGCUGCAGAGCACCCUCAACAUGCGAACCGACACCAUCCUCUUUGGUGAUGCCACCAACCCUCCCAUCAUCAAGGCUGCGGCUGGCUUCAGCGGCAACUACCUUAUCAAUGGCCAGGAUCCCUCCACGGGCGUCUCUGGCGAGCUUUCGUUUGCAGUUGGACUGAAGAACCUCAUCCUGGACACCACGGCCGUUAGCGGAACCUCUAGCAUCUCUGCCCUCUACUGGGGUGUUGCCCAGGCUGCCCAGCUGCAGAACGUCAAGAUUGUUCUUGCGCCAUCCAGCGGUGGCAAGGGCCACACUGGUAUCCAGCUUGGUCGUGGAUCUACUCUUGGACUUGCCGAUGUGCGAAUCGAGAAUGGCCAGAACGGUAUCUGGCACAACGGCCACCAGCAGGCUCUCUACAAGAGCAUCUACUUCUACAAGAACACCAUUGGUAUGCUGAUUAGCGGUGGUAACACCAUCACCCUGCUGAACCCGACCUUUGACACUGUCGGCACUGGUGUUUCCAACACCGGUGGCAGCCCCUUCAUCGGUAUUGUCGAUGCCAAGUCGAUCAACUCCGGCGUCACCUUCUCGACCACUGUCUACCCCUCGAUUGUCAUCGAUAACCUGACCAAAGACACGACCUCCGAUGUCGUCGUUCUCCGCGGCUCAACGGCUGUUGGUUCCUCGAGCCACGUCGUCAACUACAGCUACGGAAACACCGUGGGCCGCAACCCCAUCUACGGCGCUGUUACCGGAACCACUGCCCGUCCCAGCACCAUUGCCCCCGGCGGCCGCAUUCCCGCCAUUCCCGCGCCCAACUAUGCCCAAAACCCGGUCACGGACUUCAUCAACGUCAAGGACCCUAGCCAGAACGGCGGGCAAACGGUCAAGGGCGAUGGCAGCACAGAUGACUCGGCUGCUCUUAACAAGGUGCUCCAGUUUGCUGCUGCCAACAACAAGAUUGCCUAUUUCCCCUUCGGAGACUACCGCGUCCUGUCCACCCUUCUGGUUCCCGUCGGCUCUCGCCUUGUUGGUGAGGCUUGGGCGACCAUCUCCGGUGGCGGCAGCUUCUUCAAGGACGCCUCCAACCCCAAGCCCGUUGUCAAGAUCGGCAACGCUGGCGAUGUUGGCGUUGCCCAGCUGCAGGAUUUCCGCUUCACCGUCUCUGACGUCCUUCCCGGCGCCAUCAUCGUGCAGUUCAACGCUGCUGGUGGCAAGGCUGGCGAUGUUGCGCUGUUCAACUCGCUCAUCACCGUUGGUGGAACUCGCGGUGCCGAUGCCCUGACCAACGCUUGCACCAAGGCCAACGCCGAGUGCCAGGCUGCUUUCCUCGGCCUGCACUUCACCGAGAACUCGUCGGCCUACGUCGAGAACACCUGGAACUGGGUUGCCGACCACAUCACCGAGGGCUUCAGCGGCGGCUCCAACAUUGCUGCCAAGGGCGGUGCCCUGGUCGAGUCUAAAAAGGGAACCUGGUUGCAUGGUCUCGGCAGCGAGCAUUGGUGGCUGUACCAGCUCAACCUUCGCUCUGCCAGCAACGUGGUUGUCUCUCUCUUGCAGAGCGAGACCAACUACGACCAGGGUGACAACACUCAGCAGGUUCCCCCUGCGCCAUGGAAGGUCGAUGUCGCCGGCUGGGGUGAUCCCGACUUCUCUUGGUGUGACAGCAGUGCUCGUUGCCACAUGGGUCUGGCCAACUAUGUCCAGGGCGGCUCCAAUAUUUACUACUUUGGCUCUGCUUCUUGGGCUUUCUUCAGCGGCCCCGGAUAUCAGGGUUGCGCUUCUGGCGGUUACCAGUGCCAAGAUUACAUGCACGUUGUCAAGACUACCCCCACUAACCUCCAGAUGUACGGCAUGUGCUCCAAGGACACCAAGGUCGCUAUCCGAUUGGGCACUGGUGUCGACAUCAACGCCCAGGACGGCUUCACUGGAGGCUGGAGCCCUGGUGGUGAUGUUGGCCGCUACACAACCUAG
This is a messenger RNA of Trichoderma virens Gv29-8, 2280 nucleotides long. It is a transcript of the gene BGN1, whose product is annotated as glycoside hydrolase family 55 protein. Gene Ontology annotation, molecular function: polygalacturonase activity. The record is from RefSeq and is a predicted model, not a curated record. Lineage: Eukaryota; Fungi; Ascomycota; Sordariomycetes; Hypocreales; Hypocreaceae. Bases 1 to 2280 code for a protein of 759 amino acids. The transcript is spliced from 2 exons.